UCAUUAGCUUUUUGUUGCAAAUAUUGAAAAGGGAUUUGCAGAAAUUUUACUACCAUAUCAUCUUCCAGUAAAAGUUCCAAUCUUUUUCGGUCUAGGGUUUUCAACUCAUCGCCUUUGAAUUUGCACAUAUUUAUCCAGAUCAAAUUCAAUACUUUUAUUUCGAUUCUUUUAGAUUAGGUUAAUUUCCUCUGAUCUUAUGUUUCUGCGUCCAUGCACGAGCAAUUUAUUGGCUUUAGGUAGCCGAGCCUGAGCUGUAUUCAAGUUUGUUGAUCGUUCAAUUUUGGGGGAGACGUAUUUAUUUAUUGUUGUAAUGUGGAGCUUGGUUUCAAAGUAAUUGUUUGAUCUUAGCCUUUUCAUGUUCUUUUUAUAGAUUAUUAAGUUGUUGUUUCAUUGGGUAGAAAUUAGAAAGUUAAUCAAUUUGAUAGAUAGUAGCCAAGUGAAUGUAUACUUCAGGAAUGGAUUAUGACCGAGAAAUUGGUGGUGGUGCCACUGCUGCUGGUGCAGGCACAAUGCUAAUACCAACAAGGUUUGUGUGGCCUUAUGGGGGAAGAAGUGUAUAUUUAAGUGGUUCUUUUUCAGGGUGGUCUGAACAGUGGCAGAUGACCCCAGUUGAGGGUUGCCCUACUGUGUUUCAGAUGAUAUGCAGUUUACCACCUGGUUACCAUCAGUACAAAUUUAUUGUUGACGGCGAGUGGCGGCAUGAUGAGCACCAACCUUUUGUAACUGGUAGUUACGGUACUGUUAAUACUGUUGUAUUAGCUAGGGAGCCAGAUUAUAUUCCUACAGUCCUGAGUCCGCAGAUGACUUGUGGUUCAAGCAUGGAUGUGGACAAUGAGGCCUUUCAGCGUGUGGUGAGGGUCUCAGAUGGUAUAUUACAUGAGCCAUUGCCAAAGAUAUUAGAAGCAGACCUGGAGGUAUCCCGUCACCGGAUUUCUGCAUUCCUGUCUACACACAUGGCUUAUGAGGUCCUUCCUGAUUCGGGCAAGGUCAUUGCCUUAGAUGUCGAUUUACCUGUAAAGCAAGCAUUUCAUAUUCUUUAUGAGCAGGGGAUCACUAUAGCUCCUCUUUGGGAUUUCUGCAAGGGGCAGUUUGUUGGAGUUCUAAGUGCGUUGGAUUUUAUUUUAAUCAUGCGGGAGCUUGGUAGUCAAGCAUCCAAUCUGACGGAGGAAGAACUUGAAACACAUACUAUUUCAGCCUGGAAAGAAGCAAAGUUGUAUCUGAGUAAACAAACUAAUGAGCGUGGGAAAGCAUUUUCAAAAAGGCUAGUCCAGGCUGGACCAGAUGAAAAUUUGAAAAAUUGCGCCUUAAAGAUACUGCAGCAUGGGCUGGCUACAAUUCCCAUCAUUCAUCCAUCCGCAGAGGAUGGUGCAUGUCCACAGCUAUUGUAUCUUGCUUCUCUUUCUGAAAUACUAAAAUGUGUUUGCAGAUAUUUCCGACAUUCUGCCAGUUCAUUGCCCAUACUCCAGCAACCAAUUUGUACCUUUCCUUUGGGUACAUGGGUUCCAAAAAUUGGAGAACCAAAUAGACAACCAUUCGCGAUGCUGAGACCAAGUGCUUCUCUUAGUGAAGCAUUGAAUUUGUUUGUGCAAGCUCGCGUUAGCUCAAUUCCCAUCGUUGAUGAAAAUGACUCAUUGUUGGAUGUAUACUCUCGGAGUGAUAUUACUGCAUUGGCUAAAGACAAAGUUUACACGCACAUUAACCUUGAAGAAAUGACCAUUCAUCAAGCAUUGCAAUUGGGACAAGAACCAUACUCUUCUUAUGGGGCAGCUGGUCAAAGAUGUAACAUGUGCCUGCGCUCAGAUUCUCUUCACAAAGUGAUGGAACGAAUGGCAAAGCCAGGGGUAAGACGGCUAGUGAUCGUGGAGGCUGGAAGCAAGCGUGUAGAAGGUAUCAUAUCCCUAAGUGACAUAUUCAGGUUCUUGCUUAUAAGCUAGUGGAUGGAUGCAACAUCUUUCAAGAAAACAAUCUGAGGUGUUUGUUAGCAUAUGAUGGAAGAAUAGAAUAGGGGAUCGAAGUAAUAAAUUUGAUGAUCGGAAGCCAACGUGUGUAGGUGGUUCCUUCUUUUUCAACAAUUUGUGAUUGAUGUUGUUGCGUCCAUUUUGUCCCUAAAUUUAAACAUUAAAGUGUAACCACAGAUUUAUAUGUAAACAGAAUUGCAGCAAAUGGUCCCAGGUUGGUGGGUAUUGUUGGUCGAAUCGUUGCAGGUUGGCGGUGUCAGGUGACACCACCGUAGCAGAUGGAGCGGUUGGUGCAAUGUCACUUUCUGCCAGAUUUUC
Cynara cardunculus var. scolymus (artichoke) is the source of this 2276-nucleotide messenger RNA. Its product is annotated as sucrose nonfermenting 4-like protein. The record is from RefSeq and is a predicted model, not a curated record. NCBI's taxonomy places the organism in Eukaryota, Viridiplantae, Streptophyta, Magnoliopsida, Asterales, Asteraceae. The coding region runs from base 441 to 1934 and encodes 497 amino acids. The transcript has 13 exons.